GACCCCGCUGCCAGUCGUCUGUGCUUGUUCCGUGAUCUGGCGAGGCAGCGUCAGAAUUUUUUGCGCUGUUCCACGGAGAUGGCGGAAGCCAUCGCGGCUCCGCGACACCGAUAUUUCUGUCAUUACUGUAAAGGAGAGGUGGAUCCCAAACUCCCGGAGUAUGUAUGCCCGAGAUGUGAUUCUGGCUUCAUCGAGGAGGUGGCUGAAGGCUCCAGCCUUCUACAGAGUGGGGUUGUUGCUAGCAAUGGAGUAAUGGGCAAUGAUGACAUGGCCUCACAGUUUACUGAGCUCUGGCAGCUACUCUUCAUGGAACGUUCUGCCCUCCUCUCUGAACCUGUCGUGUCAGGGCCCGAAGCCCUACAUGGCACCUCCGCUGCACAGGCAGUGGCUCCUGGACCUUCACCAGUGGUGACGAGGCAUGUAGCCACACCAGAGGAGUCUUUAGGAGCUUUGGCUCCUGCCCGAAGGCCCUUUCUACCAGACCAUGGACCAGCGGUAGAGGGGAUUGUCCAGCAGUUCUUGGCUGGCCUGUUUGCAAACUCGGGUAACAGGGGCUCUCCACCAUCAUCAUGGUCAGGAAUGUUACACUCAAAUCCAGGAGAUUAUGCCUGGGGACAGGGAGGUUUCGACGCUGUCAUUUCACAGUUGCUGGGUCAGUUGGAGCAUACUGGGCCACCGCCUGCCGAGAAAGAGAUGAUCUCAUCCCUGCCUGUCAUCCACGUCUCCUCAGAACAGGCUGCGGGUCGUCUGGAAUGCCCUGUGUGUAGAGAGGAGUACGCGGUAGGGGAGCUGGUCCGGCAGCUGCCCUGUCUGCACUGCUUUCACAGUGACUGCAUUGUGCCUUGGUUACAACUGCAUGAUACCUGCCCUGUCUGUCGGAAGAGUCUAACUGGUGUAGACCACAGCCUCCUGCACCAGACUGCAACUCAGGAGCCCAACACGGUCACCACAGAAACCUACAGGCCACAGAACCUAUGAGGAUAUCAGCCUGCUGUCUCUCUACACCAACCCAUCCACCCAAGAAAGAGACAUUAGCAUAAAAUUCAGGGUACCUUCCUGAGUUCCACCAUGUGUCCACCCGGAACUCAUUCCUACACAUUGAGACUGUCUUCAGUACAUUUGUUUCUCAUGUUCAUUCAGCACACCAUUUUGAAACUCUCUGGUCAUAGCGUUUUUAAGGGUUCAAUAAUCCCUGAAUGUUACCAAUGCCAUUGAUAGCAAUAGUGCACACAAGAUCAUGUCUUCACUCUUGGGAGAAAUUGCUUUUAUAUUUAUUCGUGCCCUUUUUGUUUUAUGUCUCUCUCACUGAAAUCUGCACAAGAACAUAAAUUAAUUCUGUACCUGCAAAUAUGACAGUGACAAUGUGACAAUAAUGCUUUAAAUGUGAACAGCUGGCCUUUCGGGAGACAUCAAACUCUUGUUACAUAAAACAUGAAGGAAAUUGUGGUCAAGAGUUAAAGAAAUGCAGUGUAUGAACUUUUUGAAAUAUGUAUCUCGGGAAGUAAAUCUGACUCUUAAGUUCUUACAGUGCUGACAUUACAUUUUUUUUUUUCAUUAUUGUUUUUUCACUUUGCAUUCAUUAAUGUAUGAUGAAAAUGUGUAGUUUAAGUGACUGGUCCUCGAAGAAAUGCCAUUACUGAUCAGUAUGGCUUUGAUCGAUCUUGUCUUGAAACUGAUCUUGUGUGGUCUUGUGCAGUUUAGUUGAACAGCAAAAGUGAACCGGCCACUGGCCAAAUGACAGCUUACCUUGUUAUAUACCUUUCUGAGGGAGCAUACAAUACUCCACACUUCGUUUUCUCAUUCGGGGCUUCUUAAAUUUCUGCUCCAAUUCUCUAGUCUAAUUAAUACUGAAUGUAACAGUGCUGGCUCUUAGGACAUCUCUUAGGACAGGACACUUGAUAACACACCUCCACAUCUCCUGGGCUGAAGUAAAUAAGGAUGUCCUAAUAUCCACAUGAUUACUUACUAUACCUAAUUAGAAGUUCUCUUGUGUACCCUCUGAUACCUCAUACCAAAAUAAAUAUAAAAUGCAGAUCCA
Molecule: messenger RNA, 2038 nt
Organism: Electrophorus electricus (electric eel)
Lineage: Eukaryota; Metazoa; Chordata; Actinopteri; Gymnotiformes; Gymnotidae
Gene: rnf115b
Product: ring finger protein 115b
Biological process (GO): ubiquitin-dependent protein catabolic process
Cellular component (GO): nucleus
Molecular function (GO): ubiquitin protein ligase activity
Source: RefSeq, a predicted model, not a curated record